CCAAAAACCAACACCAAUCAAACAAGAGAGAGGAAAGUGAAUGUGAGUGAGUUCACUCUCCAAAGGCUGUUGCAUGUUUGCACUGCCAACAAAAGUUGUGGCUCUCAGUUUAUGAGAGAGAGAGAGAGAGAGAGAGAGCAGUACAGCACCACAGCCAAACUUCCCUUUGAUUGAUACUCUCUCUCAUCUUUUUUCCAUGCCCAAGCAUUUUGAAAACCUCGCUCCUCAUGAUAUGAGGAAAAAGGUCCCCCCACCUCUUAUAAUAACAGUAUCUCAUCCUUUUUACAGCUUCAAGAUCAUUACUUUAAAAUAACAAAUCCCAGUCCCAUUAUUAUUUGCUUUUUCAACGAAGUCCACAUUUCCCCUCCAUACCUCCUCCCCGUCUAUCUACUUUCUUGCUCUGGAAAGGUGAAGUUUUUGUGGUAUGUUUUUGUCCUGGGUUUUCUAACACCAUGGAUUCGUAUGAAGCUACUAAUAUGGUGUUUUCAAGGAUCCAAAGUCUGGAACCUGAAAAUGCCUCAAAAAUCAUGGGCUACCUUCUCUUACAAGAUUAUGGGGAGAAAGAGAUGAUACGUUUAGCCUUUGGACCAGAGACCCUUCUGCAAAAUCUCAUUCUCCAAACCAAAACCCAAUUGGGGUUUCCCUCAAAUACACCAUCCACACCCUCUCCAGCCUUUAUUCCUUCCUCUAGACCCAGUCCUUUGUACAUUUCAUCUUCAAGAAUACCAAACAAUAAUGGCUUUGACACCACAAACUCCUCGUCUCCCUCUACAAAUUCCUGGCCUUUAUUGAGUCCUAACUCUACUACUUCACUCUCUUAUGCCAGUGUUGUUAAUGGAGCCAGUAAUAUCAAUGCUGGUUCAACACCUUUUCAACCCACUGUCUCAUUAUCUAAGGCAUUUUCUUACAGCAAUAACAAUGACAAUGCUAAUGAUCUUGUUGACGAGUAUGAACUCCAGGAACGCUUUUCCUUUCUCAAUGAUUCAAAGACAGAUGAUUUAUUUGAUCCAAGGGGAGAGUUAGCCAUGAGUCCACCUGCAUUCGGUGAUAACAGCUUGCACAAGCGAAGUUUUUCAGUACCAGGCAUGUGUUUUGGAUCUGAAGAUUCAAAUUCCGGGUUUGGUUGGAAGCCUUGCUUAUAUUUUUCAAGAGGGUUUUGCAAAAAUGGCACAGGUUGCAGGUUUGUUCAUGGAGAUUCGGCUGAUAGUGCUGCCAUUGUUGGUUCACCGAGUGAACUUAAUGAGUUUGAACAGUGCCAAGAAAUACUUAGGUCAAAGGCUGCUGCCCAGCAAAGGAAGCUAGCCGCAGCCUCACAGUUUAUGGCUGGAGCUACUUUUUUACCCCAGAAUAAAUGCAUGAACUUCCUUCAUCAGCAACAAAAUGAAAGCCAAAGAUCAGCUGCAGCAGCUGCAUUGAUGAUGGGGGAUGAGAUUCACAAGUUUGGAAGAAUCCGGCCUGAAAGGAGUGAUUUUUCGCAAAUGGGAUUGGGAGGUGCAAUGAGCCCAAGCGCAAGACAGAUCUAUUUGACAUUUCCUGCUGACAGUACAUUUAGAGAAGAAGAUGUUUCGAGUUAUUUUAGCUUUUAUGGGCCAGUGCAAGAUGUGAGAAUUCCAUACCAGCAGAAGAGGAUGUUUGGAUUUGUUACAUUUGUGUUUGCUGAGACAGUGAAGCUUAUAUUGGCUAAAGGGAACCCGCAUUUUGUUUGUGAUUCUCGUGUGCUUGUUAAGCCUUACAAGGAGAAGGGAAAAGUCCCGGACAAGAAGCAUCAGCAGCAGCAACAGAUUGAGAGGGAAGAGUAUUCAGCUUGUUCAAGCCCAUCUAGGAUCAAUUGUAGAGAGCCAUUUGAUCUCCAUCUUGGAGGUAGAAUGUUUUACAAUACUCAAGAAAUGCUGAGAAGGAAAUUAGAGGAAGAGGCUGAUUUACAGCAAGCUAUUGAACUCCAAGAGAGAAGGCUAUUGAAUCUGCAACUUCUCGACUUAAAGAAUCAUCGCCAACAUCGAUACUUCCACGGUUUGUCAACUGGGUCCCCCCUUCCUUCACCAACUAUCUUGCAUAGUCCCAACAAUCAAACCCUCUUUUUUCCGAUCGAUGGCAUUGACAAAGAAGUUCAGCAUGAAAAUGGUAGCAACCCUGAUGCUGCAGCUGCGCAAAAUGCGGUCGCAGAUGCUGAUCAGGAAGUGAGUCCAGCUUGCAAUCACAACGAUGGCAAUUGUAAUAAUAGAGAUAAGGAGGAGAAGUCCAACAGUGAUGAAAGUGAUCUUCCUGAAAAUUUGGAGCAUAUUCUCCCGGACAAUCUCUUUGGUUCUCCUAAGAAAUCAGCUGGUGACAACGUCACUGUCUUCUCCACGGCUUCUGUGGAGCUUGAUGACAGUACCACAAGCCUUACUACAUCUUCUCCUAACAGUAACCCCUUAGUGCCCACCACCUCUCUCAACAUGACCUCUCUUAAAUCAUGUUUUCUCCAAAUGCCCAGGUUGUCUUCUGGGCAUGGAACCGUUGGCAUAUAGAUGGCAAAAGUGAUGCCAGCAAUGGGGAGAUUGACUUUUUUUAGGAUAAAUUGGAAGCAUAUACAGAAGUUAAAAACGAAAUCCUCUAGUUGCAUAGCCAAAAAACUAUACCCCUCAACAAAGAAAAAGAUCUGUAGACAAGAUCUCAGCAAGAUCACCAUUAUCAUCAAUGCAUACUACUUACAAUGAAUACAUAAAAGCAUACAUAAAAGGACAGAUGAACUAUAAGGGAGUGGGGUCUCUCUCGUUUCCUCACUGUUAUGUACCCUCUCUGCGGGUAUGUAUGUGGGCAUGCAGUGUGCUGGACCACACAGCAAUUGCAUUGCAGAACACAAUCAUCUGUAAUUCUAGUCCUUAUCUUUAUUUUGUUUUACCUUCCUUUUACGAGUUGGGAAAAAAAUAGAAAUGAAGUCUAUAUGGAAGAAAAAUACUACGACCUAUGUCGCUAUGUGUACAGAAAUAGUCCAGAAGAGGUUAAAAAGAACUGUAGCAGAAGUUUUAACUACUUUACUCCAUCGCCAGACCUUGAAAGGUUAAAGAAACGCAGACUCUAAGUGGUGGGCAAAAGCUGUGCUCUGGCGCUCUUCAGCUUUUCUUGUCAUUGUAUCUGUCAUCCAUUGGAAUAGGGAACAGGUAGAACAGUAAAGUUUUAUUUUUCAGGGAAGAAAAAGAUAGUGAAGGGUAAAUAAAAGAUUGUUCUUUCAUGUGAAUAAAGUCUACUUUAGGGGACUCUUUUGUCUCAUUAA
Messenger RNA from Populus nigra (black poplar), 3253 nucleotides. Its product is annotated as zinc finger CCCH domain-containing protein 53-like. Gene Ontology annotation, molecular function: RNA binding; metal ion binding. The record is from RefSeq and is a predicted model, not a curated record. The coding region runs from base 453 to 2507 and encodes 684 amino acids. Lineage: Eukaryota; Viridiplantae; Streptophyta; Magnoliopsida; Malpighiales; Salicaceae. The transcript is spliced from 9 exons.